UAAUUUGUUUAAUUAAUCUCGAUGAAUAUUCAUUGUCACAUUUAUGAAUGCAUAAAGAAAUACAGUUGCAGCUAAAUCCAAGAUUUCUGUCGCCAAGUCGACCCCUUGUAAUUCUGUGCAAUUUCCUGGUUAUAGAUCCAAAAAUAUUCAGUCCCCACUCUCGAAAUCCAGAUAAUUUUCAUUAUUCUAACUAGGCACUCAAAUUAAUUGGAUUUAGUGUCACAUAAACUAGAAAAACAUGAUCUCAUUUUCUUAUAUAUAUGCUGUUCUUGCGGAAGCUAACACACGAUCGCUUCGCGCCACUCUGAGCAUCACAACACAAACAGGCAGAGAAUUAAUUGAAAAUGUGGAUGACAGCAGAUUAUGUAGGCAUCGCGGCGGCUGGGAUUCUGCUCAUCACCGCCAUCAUAGCAACCAUUUUGUUUCUGAUGAAGAACAUGACCAGGAGAGAGAAUUCAAUGAAGCAGGAAGCCGAUUCGGAGCUGCAGAGACUCAGCUUAAGCUUCCGAACCGCAACCGACAACAAAGUCUCCUUCGACGGAUCUCACGACGAUCCAACCCCCCACGCCCACGCCCAAAACUACAAAUUCGAACAUCUGCAAAAGGCCACGCAGUAUUUCAGCUCAAGCAACCUCAUCUCCGGCGCCGUCUAUCGCGGCCGCCUCGACGGAGAGGACGUGGCGAUACGGCGCCUCCCGACGCAUGUGGUGUCGAGAAUCGAGUUCCAUCUCGCUCAGCAAAGCAUCAUCGAACAUCCCAACAUAAUUAGGGUUUUGGGCACGUGCACGCCCGACGCCAACGCUCCAGAUUCGUUCCUAGUUAUCGAAUACGCGAGCAACGGCUCCCUGCGGGAUUGGAUCCACGGGGGUUUGGCGAUCAAGAAUCAAUUCAUCGCGUCGUGCGAUAGGCUCUUGAAUUGGAAUCAGAGGUUGAAAAUAUGUGCAGAUGCAGCGAACGCGAUGCACUUCUUGCACGAUGCCGUUAAUCUCUUCCACAUACGUUUGAACGUCGGAAAUAUAUUCCUCGACCACGAAUUCAACGCCAAAAUCUGUGUCUCUCUAGAAAGCAAGAAUGAUCGCGAGGAAGGGUGGUUGGCGCCGGAGUAUGUGAGAGAGAGAGUUGUGUCGCCGAGCGUUGAUGUGUUCGCGUUUGGGGUGGUGCUGCUGGAGGUUAUGUCGGGGCGGCCGCCGGCGUCGGGGAAGCUUUAUGAUGAGAUAGAGAUGGUGGAAAGUGGGGAGGAAUGUUUGAGGGGGUGGAUGGAUGGUAGGAUGGGGGAGGGGUAUUCGAUUGAUGCGGCGGUGGAGGUGGUGAAACUUGCGAGGUGUUGCGUGGAGGAGGAGGCGGCGGCAAGGCCCGGCGCCGGAGAAAUCGCGGCGAAGCUGCUGAAUGUGGUGGAGGAGGGUUGAAUAUUAGUAAUAAUUAAUUCAUGCAGUUUGUCAAGAUUGGCGGGUAAAACUUUUAUUUAAAUAUUAAUGACGGGAAAAGAAGAUUGGUUUUGGUUUCUUUCCACGUGAAAAUAGUUGACCUGCGUUUUAUGUAUCUUCAUAUUUAUGUUUUUCUUACGUUUUAUUUGGAAUAUAUAUUACUCCCUCUGUCCCGGUCAAAGCGGUGUACUUCUUUUGAGCAUGAGAUUUAAGGAGAAUAAGGUUAUAGUGUAAA
Messenger RNA from Salvia miltiorrhiza (redroot sage), 1659 nucleotides. RefSeq names its product protein LYK2. Gene Ontology annotation, biological process: protein phosphorylation. The record is from RefSeq and is a predicted model, not a curated record. Gene Ontology annotation, molecular function: protein kinase activity; ATP binding. NCBI's taxonomy places the organism in Eukaryota, Viridiplantae, Streptophyta, Magnoliopsida, Lamiales, Lamiaceae. The coding region runs from base 345 to 1406 and encodes 353 amino acids. The transcript has a single exon.